AUGAUAAAGCCGGAAACAGGCAUAAGGCCUGGUACAAUCGAACAAAGCCUAAAAACUGCUAGAACCGCUAAAACUGCAAGAGCAGCAUCGUCGAGCUCUGCACGCCAUGUUCGUCUUGGAACUGCAUCAAUGGUGACGCAACCGAACGGGCCCUUUAUAAAUUUAUCUCGGCUUAACGUCGCAAAAUAUGCUGUCGAUCCACUGCUGAAUAAACUUCUAUUUAGUUUCGUAUUCUGUUGCGAGGGAGACAUAAAAAUUGCUCAUCAGAUUGCUUCAACUGCAGCAAAAACUGUAGAGGCAAGAGACUGGUUUUGGCAGAACCAGCUUGGAAAGUGCUAUUACCGUCUCGGAAUGUUCACAAAAGCAGUAUCUGAAUUUCAAACAUCUCUGCAGAUUCAAACAGUGCCUGAGACGUAUGCAUUCCUUGCAAAAGUUUAUAAUAGAAUAGACCAACCAUUAUUGGCCAUCGAUCAGUACACAAACGGACUUAAGAUAUACAAGAACGAUAUAACUCUUUUAACUGGUCUCGCGCGAGUUUACGAGGUAUGUGUGCUAUAAAA
This is a messenger RNA of Enterobius vermicularis (human pinworm), 560 nucleotides long. NCBI's taxonomy places the organism in Eukaryota, Metazoa, Nematoda, Chromadorea, Rhabditida, Oxyuridae. The record is from the annotation of a GenBank genome assembly.